AUGAUCCAGAAUUCUUUAGCAAACUUAGACGUGAAGAUUCAGUUGGAGCCGCUUCGCUUCUUCAGUCUGUUUCCUUCCUUAUCCUUGCUUUCUCAGUCGCUCGCUAUCGCUCACUCCGAGGCAACAUCAGAAAACACCAGGCAACACUGAGCUGUUCGUGGUAGCGGCCUUAUGUAUCGCCUGAGCUGCGGUAGAACAUCUGAUUGGAUAUUUUUAAUUGCAGAACUGUCGAUCGUAGGUUGUCAUGCCGAGUGUUCUGCGAAUACUCUUUGUGGUAGUUCGGUAGAUUGUACACACGUAAGGAUCGUACAACGGACCGUAGGUGUAAGUCGGUACGUUGGUAUGUGGUACGUUGGACACUUGUCCAGUAGGGACGUUCUAGCAUUGUCGCUGGAGGUCGGGCUUACGGGUCAUUGUCGUGUUCGGUGCAUUGCUUUGUGUUCCGAGUGUGCAUCUAUCCGGAGGAGACGUUGGGAGCUGGGAGCAUCACGCUCGCCCCCUGUCCUCACUCCACUUUCCGACCUGUCUCUCCAUACCUGGGUCUCACUAAUACAAUAUUCUUCUCCAGAAGCCACUGAUUUACCAACUCGCUAUAGCGAAUCAGUCGACUGCUGUACGUUCCCCUGGACUGUGUUCGACGCGAGACUGUGAGGGCGGCUUGAUCAACCGACCUCAUCAUGGCUGAGGAGCGGAGUGACCCUGCGGCAAACCAUCAGGGUGACCCGCAGGGUGUUGGUGAGAGAAUGGGUUCCUUAGAGACGCAGAUGGCUAACUUACUGACGUUAGUUACGAACCAACAGCAGGUGCUUGCGUCGAUGGUUGAGACACAACAGAGGGAGGGAGUGGAGUCCUCUGGUUCGGGUGCUGCUCCGCGAGGCACCGGAGCAGAGUCUAGUGUGCAUCAAUCGGGUGCCACUGGUAGGACCGCGGGAAGUAUGGGAGGCGAUACCCUAGGCUUUGGCGUGUCCGGCAUGCGGGUUGGGAGUAGCAGUCUUGAAGACUCAGGCUUGAACCCCCAUGUAUCUGCUGCAAAUCGUUCCUCUGUUACUGCAGUAAACUUUGGUUCGGUUGGGAUUGGAAGUGGGACUUUCGGUAGUCAGUCUUUCAUUUUGGGAACUGGGAGUGGGGCUUUUUAGGUAGCCAGUCUUCCGUUCCACCCCCGCCUACUGCUGCAAGCGAAUGGUGGGGUAGUGUCGCCAGUGGAAAC
This is a messenger RNA of Ectocarpus sp. CCAP 1310/34, 1207 nucleotides long. NCBI's taxonomy places the organism in Eukaryota, Phaeophyceae, Ectocarpales, Ectocarpaceae. The record is from the annotation of a GenBank genome assembly.